Molecule: messenger RNA, 456 nt
Organism: Colletotrichum lupini
Lineage: Eukaryota; Fungi; Ascomycota; Sordariomycetes; Glomerellales; Glomerellaceae
Exons: 4
Coding region: 1-456 (151 amino acids)
Source: RefSeq, a predicted model, not a curated record
AUGUCUGACGAGAACACCAAGUCCGCCGUCGACGAGACGCCCAUCACCCACCCCGCCGGCGAGCGCAAGAACUCGCUUGAGGCCCACCUCCAACACCGUCCCGAUCGCGCCGAGUUGGUCGAGAAGAAUAUCUUGCCCGCCUCCAACGCCGCGCCUAGCUUGAUCGCCCACCAGAAGGAGCUUGAGAAGCACAUGCGUGCAGACUCUCUCAACGACAAGAUCUCCCACCGCCCUGCCCCCGAAGACCUCAUCAAGGAGGGCGUGCUGAAGGAGGACCCCCGCAGCGCCGACGACAAGUAUGCCGAGGCCAUCGAGGACGAGUACGCCAAGCGUGAGGGUGGCGCGAUUAUUGGUAUUGGGUACCGCGGUUAUGAUAUGGAAGAUCUGCACUCUUCCAUGAAUGAGUCUACGAAUAGCAGAAAAGAGCCAAAAAACAAGUUUAGUUCCUUGUCGUGA